Messenger RNA from Trichechus manatus latirostris (Florida manatee), 2095 nucleotides. Its product is annotated as olfactory receptor 8B3. Gene Ontology annotation, molecular function: G protein-coupled receptor activity; olfactory receptor activity; odorant binding. NCBI's taxonomy places the organism in Eukaryota, Metazoa, Chordata, Mammalia, Sirenia, Trichechidae. The transcript has a single exon. Gene Ontology annotation, biological process: G protein-coupled receptor signaling pathway; sensory perception of smell. The record is from RefSeq and is a predicted model, not a curated record. Gene Ontology annotation, cellular component: membrane. The annotation marks the transcript as partial.
CUUAUCAUGAGGGGAAGGUCCUAUGGGAGAGCUAUGCCUGGAUUUCUAACCAGGCAAAAAGAAUUAUAAGCUCUAGGUGAGUGCCACGUGCUAUAUGACAUGGUGGCUCUGGUGUCAAGUCUGUCGUUUCCCUGCCCUCACACCCUCUGUCAAAUUUAUAACUACAACUUUGAUUUCUAUCUCAGAAUGACUCUUGGAAUAUUCAGACUGUACAAUCUGUGCUAUGAUCCUUUUAACACUAAAGGGGGAUGCUGACUCUGUGACUGCAUGUGGUCAGCGUUGGUAUCUCCAAAGCCAAUUCUUCAGGACAGUGGAGGUGGAACACACAUCAAGAGUCGGCACUGAGGUCUUCAGUGGAGGAAGGGUGAGUUAAUCAAGUUUUUAUUGUUCUCACUCUCUAUGUUGCUGAAAAAGGAGGAAAUAUAUUGCAUAGCAAGAUACUCAUAGGCAAGCAGCUCUAACUCUACUGUCUGCACUAUUCUCAACUGACUCUGUGUUGGCUUCAUCUCACUCUCUUAGAAAGACAGUAAUAAUAGUUCCAAGUGGCACAUCCAGUACAAAGCAACCUCAGAGGAAGAAGAGCUGUGUCUCUUUCCUAAAUGUAUUUAUUGAAGUAUAAUAUACAUAUAAAAGAGUUACAUUGUAUAACUUGACGAAUUUUAACAAACUUGACCACUUACAUAACCAGCACCCAAAUUAAUUGUGUUUCUCUUUCAUGCUGUCAUACAGAAGCCUGGGAAAGCACACCCGCCUUCCUUUCUUCAUUGUCUGUCCAGCUGGGUUGGAACGAAGGAGGAAAAUGUGUAGAAACACUGAGGUGUAUGUUUGAUUAUAAAUAUUGGGCUCCUAAGGGUCUCCUCAAUACGUGGCACCAUUUGUUGACUUCAAGGAUUGUUUUAGAAAGACAUCUUAAUAUCCUACAGACAGUAAGGGGACGCCUUUCCAGGAAGGAGAACAUCAAUAUGAUCUCUUCUCUAGUGAAUUUCUCUCUUCAUAAAUGGUCAUCACAGGGGAAUUGAGGUGUUGAGUAUAGUAAUGGAAACAAGAGUAGGAAGCAGGGAGUAAAGGGACAAAUGAAUGAGAGGAACAGAUGGGAGAGGCUUUCCCACUCUCCAUGUUCAUAAGCAGGUAGACUUGUACCUUAGCUACUCCAGUCUUCUAUCUUCUAGUAAAGACAGGAGGAAUUGUUCAUCACAAGUUUGCUCAUAUGGACAAAAAAUGGGGUGAUUGAACUGUUGAAGGGUGUGUGUGCCAGUACAUUCAGACUCCAGGAAGCAAAGGAAGACUUACGUGAAUUCUGCCGAUCUGAGUCCCUUUGUAAUGAGUAAGUAUGUGUAAGGGAAGAGCUGAAUUCUCUACUAAUGGAAUUUCCUUAUUUCCUCACAGAUUUCCAAAAAUGAGAAUGCUGGCUAGAAAUGACUCUUUAGUGACUGAAUUUAUUCUCGCUGGAUUAACAGAUCUUCCAGAGCUCCAGCAACCUCUCUUUUAUUUGUUUCUAAUGAUCUACAUUGUCACCAUGGUGGGCAAUCUUGGCUUGAUUGUUCUUAUUGGGGUAAAUUCUCACCUUCACACCCCUAUGUACUAUUUCCUCUUCAAUCUCUCCUUCAUUGAUCUCUGUUACUCUUCUGUUUUCACCCCCAAAAUGCUGAUGAACUUUGCAUCGAAGAAGAAUAUCAUCUCCUAUAUUGGAUGCAUGACCCAACUGUUUUUCUUUCUGUUUUUUGUCAUCUCUGAAUGCUAUAUGUUGACCUUAAUGGCCUAUGAUCGUUAUGUGGCCAUUUGCAAUCCACUGCUCUAUAAGGUCACCAUGUCCCAUGAGAUGUGUUCUGUGCUGACACUUGCUGCAUAUGCCAUGGGAUUUGCUGGAGCCACUGUCCACACAGGUUACGUGCUCAAACUGACCUUCUGCAAUGCUAAUAUCAUCAACCAUUACUUGUGUGACAUCCUCCCUCUCCUCCAACUCUCUUGUACCAGCGCCUAUGUCAACGAGGUAGUGGUUCUGAUUGUGGUGGGUAUCAACAUUACAAUACCCAGUUUUACCAUCCUAAUUUCUUAUAUUUUCAUCCUCAUUAGCAUUCUUCAUAUCAGGUCUACU